GCUUCGGGGUCCUUCGGGUUAAAGAACUGAAACAACAAAAAAAUUCCAUGAUGCAAAUUUGAUGACAUUUACCUUUGCGGCUGCAUUCCAGAUGAAUAAAACUACCAAAAUAAAUAAGUGUCCAUAACGACGUGAGAAGGUGGCAACUUGUUCUAAAUUAACAACAAUGUCAUCCUGCUGUUAAUGUGCGACGAGAGUGAAUACACUAAAAACUGCCUGUGAGACCGACAACGAACCCUCCAAAAAAGGACUCUUGCUCUGCAGUACCAUCGCCUGUUGAACUCAGAGGGCCAGGAAGGAGAUGGAGAAGGCAGAGUUUCAAAGCCACGUGCGGGACUGAAUUUGCUUUGUGCUGUGUAAGGUGAGCAAAAACAAAAGGAAAAAAGGAGACACCAGGCAGGAGGAAUCAGAAGGUAGGGAGAGUUUUGAGCGCUCCAGAGUCAUUGAGGUUCGGGGGAGGGGGUGCGUCGGGGUAUCAAAAAGUGAAAAGGAGGAGUCGUGAGGCGUGCGGGGAGGAAAAUCCAACCCUGGAAGGAAGAGGAGGAAUCGCUUCCCGGUGAAGAGUCGCAGUGAACCACAGACUCUCCAGAGACUCGCUUUGCAAUCGGAAGCUGUCUGCGGCACUCACUGACUGACAGAAGGAGGAAGAAGAAGAGGAGGAGGAGGAGGUGAGAGCCAAGUGUGAAGACCAGUAUCUUCAUCUGGACUGAGAGCAGAGACUGAACAGAAGAGCGUAAGAGUGUCCUCGUUAAGGAAAUUAACACCAAGAAGAAUUGGAUCAUGGCUGUCCCGCUCAUUCCCGAAUCAGCUGUGUGUUUGCUCAUGAUGACGGAGGGGAGGCGAUGUCAGGUCCAUCUCCUGGAUGACAGGAAGCUGGAGCUCCUUGUGCAGCCCAAGUUGAUGGCGAAAGACCUCCUGGACCUGGUGGCCUCUCACUUCAACCUCAAGGAGAAGGAGUACUUUGGCAUUGCGUACACAGACGAAACGGGCCAUUUUAGUUGGCUGCAGCUGGACCGCAGGGUAUUAGAACAUGAAUUCCCCAAGAAAUCUGGGCCCAUUGUCCUCUACUUCUGUGUCAGGUUCUACAUCGAGAGUAUAUCAUACUUGAAGGACAACGCUACCAUUGAGCUUUUUUUCCUCAAUGCCAAGUCCAUCAUCUACAAGGAGCUCAUCGAAGUGGACAGCGAUGUCGUCUUUGAACUGGCUUCCUAUAUUCUCCAAGAGGCCAAAGGUGAUUUCACCAGUAACGAUGCAACCAGAGCUGACCUGAAAAAGCUCCCCGCUCUGCCCACCCAGGCCCUAAAGGAGCACCCGUCCCUGGCCUACUGCGAGGAACGGGUCAUCGAGCACUACAAGAAGCUCAGCGGCCAGUCCAGAGGGCAAGCUAUUGUAAACUACAUGAGCAUUGUGGAGUCUCUGGCCACAUAUGGAGUACAUUACUACGCCGUAAAGGAUAAGCAGGGGAUCCCGUGGUGGCUGGGACUGAGCUAUAAAGGCAUAUUUCAGUAUGACCAUCAGGACAAAGUCAAGCCCAGAAAGGUGUUCCAAUGGCGCCAGCUGGAGAACCUCUACUUCCGAGAGAAGAAGUUCUCCGUGGAAGUUCAUGACCCCAGGAGUAGGGCGUCGGUGACACGCAGGACAUUCGGCCACAGCGGCAUCGCAGUCCACACCUGGUACGCUUGUCCGGCCCUCAUCAAGUCCAUCUGGGCCAUGGCCAUAAGCCAGCACCAGUUCUAUUUGGACCGCAAGCAGAGCAAGUCUAAGAUCCACGCGGCGCGCAGUCUGAGCGAGAUUGCCAUCGACCUCACCGAGACGGGAACGCUGAAAAUGUCCAAACUGGCCAACAUGGGCAGCAAAGGCAAGAUUAUCAGCGGGAGUAGCGGCAGUCUGCUCUCUUCAGGCUCUCAGGAAUCAGACAGCUCCCAAACAGCCAAGAAGGACAUGUUGGCUGCACUAAGGGCCCGCCAGGAAGCCCUGGAGGAGACGCUGAGGCAGAGGCUGGAAGAGCUCAAGAACAUCUGCAUCAGAGAGGCUGAGCUGACGGGGAAACUUCCCAAGGAAUACCCUCUCGAUCCGGGAGAGGAAGCCCCCACGGUCCGGCGAAAGAUCGGCACGGCCUUCAAACUGGACGAGCAGAAGAUUCUUCCCAAGGGAGAGGAAGAGGAGCUGGAGCGCCUGGAGCGGGAGUUCGCCAUCCAGUCGCAGAUCACCGAGGCCGCCCGGCGCCUGGCCAGCGACCCGCACGUGGGCAGCAAGAAGCUGAAAAAGCAGAGGAAGACGUCGUAUCUCAACGCGCUCAAGAAGCUGCAAGAGAUCGAGAACUCCAUCAAUGAAUAUCGCGUGCGCUCCGGAAAGAAGCCCACGCAGAGGGCAUCGCUAAUCAUCGAAGAAGCCAACAUCGGCUCCGAAGACAGUUCGCUGUCGGACGCGCUGGUGCUGGAUGACGACGACCCCCAAGCGACCGGCACGCCCAACUUCUCCCCGAUAGCGUCGCCCCACAAGGGCCUCCCCCCGCGCCCGCCCUCCCACAGCCGCCCCCCGCCGCCCCAGUCCCUGGACGGGCUGCGGCACCUGCACUUCGGCCGCGGGGACUACGACAAAUCGCCCAUCAAGCCCAAAAUGUGGAGCGAGUCGUCGCUUGACGAGCCGUACGAAAAAGUCAAGAAGCGCUCGUCUCAUUCCAGUCACAGAAGAUUUCCGAGCUCAGGCAGCACAGAAGCCGGAGGGAGCAACUCCCUGCAGAGCAGCCCCAUCAGGAGCCUCCCUCAGUGGAACUCUCAGUCCAGCACGCCGUCCACGCCGGACCUGAAGACCCGGACGCCGCACUACGUACAUUCCACCAGGUCAGUGGACAUCAGUCCCACACGUCUGCACAGUCUCGCUCAGCACUUUAGGAACCGCAGCUCCAGCCUGGAGUCCCAAGGCAAGCUGCUGGCGUCGGACCCGGACGCGCACCCGCACGCGCUGGGCAGCCCGGACUUUUUCCUGGGUCCCGCGCGGAGCUCCAACGGCUCCGACCCGCUGGACGACUGCUCCUCCUGCACCAGCCAGAGCAGCUCGGAGCACUUCUACCCGGCCGCCGGGCCCCUGGCGCCGGGCGGCAACCCCAACUACUCCACCCUCGGGGAGGACUCGCCCUCCAAAGCCAGGCAGAGGCAGCGGCAGAGGCACAGGUCCGCCGGUCACCUGGGCUCGUCCAACUCCGGCUCCAUGCCGAACCUGGCGGCCAAGAACGGCUCGGUCGGGGGUCCGGGCGGCUGCGGCGGCGGCGUCGGCGGAGCCCACCACGGCGUCUACCUCCACAGCCAGAGCCAGCCGUCCUCCCAGUACCGCAUCAAAGAGUACCCGCUGUACGUGGAGGGCAGCCCCAACCCGGUGGUGGUCCGCAGCCUGGAGAGCGACCAGGAGGGCCACUACAGCGUGAAGGCCCAGUUCAAGACGUCCAGCUCCUACACGGCCGGGGGACUGUACAAGGAGGCCUGGGGAGGCGAGGAGGGCGGCGAGGGCGGCGGCCGACUGACGCCGUCGCGCUCGCAGAUCGUACGGACUCCGUCGCUGGGGCGCGAGGGGAGCGGCGGAGGAGGGGGGAGGGCGGCCGUGUCGGAAGAGCUGCGCUGCUGGUACCAGAGGUCGUCCGGGAGCCUGAAGGAGAGGAGUCGCUCCCACUCGGGGUCCACCUCGUCCGAAACGGGCUCGCAGCACGCCGCGCUCGGACACGGGCGGGGCGGUCGGGUGGGAACGCUCGCCAAGGGCUCCCCAGCGGCGUCCCCGCACAGCCAGCGGAGUAUGACGCCCUCCGGCGAGCGGGCGGCCACCCCAACGCCCCCCUGCAGUCCGCAGCACACCCUCAACUGGCAGAGCGGGUCGUUCGGUGACAGCCGCUUCCUGGGCGGCCCUUCCUGUUCCGAGCUGGCCGACGUGCAGUGGUACAGACGCGACAAGGCCAAACCUGGAACCCUGGUCUGAGACCUCCCCGCAAAGGCGUGCUCCCCCAACCCCAGCCCCCUACCGCCGCCCCCUUUCACCGCAUCCCCGCUCAACAACAGCCGUACGCGGCCCUCCCCGCCCCGGUCGGGACGCGAGCGACGGCGCCGAGUGGACGCCAACGAGAGGGGAGAGCGCGGUCUCGUCGUGCGUUUCAGAGUCGUCCCCCAAACCGGGAGGAUUCCUGCUGGUUUUGAGCCACCGGUCUUGAAAACCCAGACAAGUGUGUCGGGUUUCAGUAUUCCCAUUCGUCCUUUAUUCCCUCCUCCGCCACCACAUAUUUAUUAUCUAUCACGGAGAGGGCCACUUUUCCUGAAAAAAAAAAAGAAGAAAAGAAUCUGGCGAACAUUUACGACAAAAAUUCCUCGUCUCGGUUUGAACGCCCCAGGCCGGAUCUUCCGGUCGCAGGUCUUCGAGGACAGAACACAAUCCGGACUACGGCAAUAAGAAACAUUGUUGGAUCUCUUCUCGGAGGAGGAUUUGCAACUUUGGGGGCUUUUGGCGUCCGUUCGGAGCUCAGCGGAGAGACCUCGGCAACAUUUCCCGUCCGCCACUCACGGGAAGGGACAUUUUCAAACGUUGAAAACUUUCCUUGGGAAUUUACAAAAUAGACGGGGACGUAAACAUCAGCGUUGCGGCAAAUAUUAUUUUUGCUAAACGGUCACAAAAACAACUAUCAUGAGUUAAUAUCAUAUUUUUUUUUGGGGGGGGGGUAGUUCGCCUUGUCACGACAAAAUGACAAAAAUCUCAUUAUUUCUUCUUUGAAUGUGACGUGAUACCUUUUCAUCCGAAUUUCCCACAAUUCCCGAGUUUCCUCGCAAUUUGGAGCAUUCCCAAAACUUCCCCCGCGGUAACGUUCCACCCGUUUGUAAUCCGGGUCAGUCCGUCAGAGUCCCGCCUGGGUUCUCUUCGGUGUGGGAUGUUGGUUUCUCACGUCACACGUGGACAAAAGUAUUGGGACACGCGGCCAUGACGCUUACAGGAAGUAGUCCUGGUCGUCGAUGGGAGCCUGGAAAAUGGUUCCGGCUUUAUUCGCCACGCGCUGCCCGGUGCGGUCGAGCCCCGAUUGGACCGGGCCACUGCACGAAAAAAAAAACACAGUGCAUCACCCACACCGGCGAGCCUGUGUCGGCUUUUGUUGCUGCGCGUGCGGUAUAUUGUACUUUAUCGCCUUUAUUUAACAUAAAUUUAACCGCAGGUGCAUUGCAAAUGAUAACAAAAUUUCCUACCUAAUUUACUGCAUUUGUGAGGCGACGGGCCGGCGUUCUUCGUCACGCCCGCUUUACGUAUAAAACGUAUCGAGUGAACGCUAACGUACAUUUCGAGCGGCUGUCGCAGCCGAAGUUGCGGCAAGUGCAGAUUUUGAACCGGCGCCACAUUUCAGGCACCGUAUGACAACUUGUUAAGCAUAUUAUUUGGCACCCUCUUAUUGGUAAAAAAAAAAUAUAUAUAUAUAUAUAUAUAUAUAAUUUAAUUCUCAUGAAAUUUUAACUUUUUCUUCGGGGGGCUGGGGGAAAUCUGGUCCAAGUAACACUGUUAAAAUAAAUUUUUUUAGAAAAAAUGCAACUUUAUUCUUGUCAGCAAGUAUUUUUUUUCUCAUUGAUUUGGUAAUAUGGUAUUAUGUAUGAUUGGAAAAUAAGAUGGAUCAAAAAAAAUGGUAAAAAAAAAAGAGUAUAAUUCAUAAUAUAUAAUUGUGGCUUUUUUUUGUUAAAAAAACAUCUUAAAGUAUUUAUCAUGAGAAAGAAAUAUUUUAUUUACUGCAGUGUUUUAAUUCCAGUGUUUCCUUCUCCAAAAAUGACAACUUUAAUCAAAUGAAAACAAAUAAUAUUAAAUUCAGAAUAAAUGAAGCUCACCUUGAAUCUUGUCAUAUCGUGAUUUUAAUCGCACGAGAUUCAAACUUAAAGCUAAAAAUCGAAAUUUGAUGCAAUAAUAUCUUUGACUUUUUUUUCUGGGAAAAUUAUCACAAAAAAUUUGCAAAUAUAAUAUAAUUUAAAAGAAAAAAAAAACAUAGCUAAUCAGAGGAGUGUCCCAAAACCUUUGUCCACGGAUUGUGGGUCAGACCACUUGUAUUCCACGACGGUCUCUUUCAUUUUUUUUAUAUUUUGGGGUUGGGGCACGAACCUUAAAGCCUCGGAGAACAGCAACCACGCGGAUUAGCCGAACUUCAGAAAAGCACAACGUCACCUCCGCUCGUCGGCGCUCAAAAGAAGCCAUAAAGCGACACUCAACGUCAUAAAUAUUGAGCAGCUUUAACAUUUACGAUUGUCAAUGGUCCCGGACAGAUGCCAGAAAAACAAAAAAAGACUCUGAACACACGUCACAUCACAGAAAAAUCUUUUAGCGACAUAUGAUUAUCUGAUCGGAAGGGGAGGGCAAAUGCCUCAAAUUUGGUACAAUUAUCAGUAUGGGUGCCGCACACCUCAGGAUUUGCAAUUCUAUAUAUAUUUUUUUCCACAUUCAACAUUUACAUUUGCCAGCCCCGAUCAUUUUCUGAGUAGAUCAGGGGUUUCAAAAUGACACCAUUGGAUAAUCGCUCAGGAGGAUCAUUCAGAGUCCUUCCGUGAUUGGGUUUUUGCUGAAAUUGAUGGAGUGGGAGGCAAAAUGCUGAAAUGUGGCUCAAUGUUCGGUAUGGUUGUAAUCCACUUAACACACCAGCACUGGAGAAUCGCUGAUAGGCUUCCAAGAAUCAGACAAUUGGUGACGCUGAUCAGAAAUGCGGGGGCGAUGGUCACCCAAUUACCGGUGUGUGGUUAUCCCGCUUUAGACAUCUAACACCACAGAAUAAUCUGUCCGGAUAAUCGUUGUCAUCGAAGAGUUUUCUGCUCUAGUUUUGUCCAAUUACCAGUUUGUGUGAACGCUGAUUAAAACAGCUCACACUAUCGAAUAAUUGUUGAGGUAAAUCUUUAAAGAUGCAGCUGGUAAUCGGUCCUUUUCAAAAUGUUCAGAUUUGACCUGAUUGUUGGGCUGUGUACCCCACUUUACACACACUCCAUCGUAGGAUAAUCUUUCAAGACUCGAUUGACUUUGAUUCGAAAGGGAUGAAGAAUGCUCAAAUCUGGCCCGACUGUCAGUGUUCACAUACCCCUUUUAACACACCAAUAUAGGAUUAUCGGUCAGGAUAAUCUUUCAAAGAUUGGGCUGUUACUGACUGAUCAGAAAGUUCAGCAAUGGUCAGUUAAUACCCGUUUUGUCAGUAUGCCCGUAUGACAUUUGACACCUCACGCCGCAGGAUAAUUCAUCGGGAUGAUCUUUGGACCACAUCCGAUUAUCGUCCUUUGCUGAUCGCAGGGGAGGGAAAAUACUACAGUUUGAUCCGAUUAUCGGACUGUGUGCAUCGCGCUCGUUUAGCGACCUCCCAGAAUCGGGCCUUUGUUGACAAAAGCGGGGAAAACCCUCGACUGCGUUCCGAUUAUCGGUAUGAAGAGAACGACUCAUCCCGUACACCCCAACAUGCAACUGGACAGGGUUAGAAAAGCACAACGUAGAUAAAACGGGAUCAUGGCACACCUUUUGGUCUUGACGGCCGCUCCCGAUCCUUCCUUUCGAGGCCAAGCGUUGAACCGUCACAAUCCCGCCAUCCCUCGCGCACGCCGCCGAAGAUAAAACUCAGCCGCGGCCGACAUAUCGCCAGGUCAAGACCCCCCACCGACCCCGACCCCUUCGUGGAAUUGUUGGCGCCCGGUGUGGUCUAAGUGCAGCCUCCUCCCUCUAGUGGCCAUCCAUGCAAAGACAGUUUCAACUCACGUUUUUUGUUUUUGGAUUUUUUUUGAUUUACGAGUAUUUUUAAGACUUGCUGGUUUUCACCGAUGUUCCCAUCACUGCUGUUGUUGUUGUUGUUUUUCUUCUCCCGGGUGCUACACAAGUUAAGCUAACACGCCAUCUAUCUAGCAUUCCCCCAUAGAGUGGCUCAGUUUCCGAUCCGAGUCGAUUUUAACACGCGGCUGGCAAAUAGAGCAUGUAACUGUUAACACAAAUACUUUUAAUGUGCUGUAGGAAAAGCGUACGUGGAAUCGAUGAUACAGAAUAAUAAUAAUGAUAACUGAAUUCCACAGUUAAUUUAUUCUUUUCUAUUAAAAAUUUGUAUAGUAACUUUACAUUUUUCAAAAGGUGUGACGUUGGAAAAAAAAACAGAACAAAACAAACGAAAAAAAAAAAAGCGGUGCGGGAUUUUUUUUCAGAGACGCUGUCGCCGGUUCAGGAGAUGAACACAAAUAAAUUAUUGAUGAAGUUUGCAAGA
This is a messenger RNA of Syngnathoides biaculeatus (alligator pipefish), 8221 nucleotides long. RefSeq names its product FERM domain containing 4A (gene frmd4a). Gene Ontology annotation, cellular component: bicellular tight junction; adherens junction; cytoskeleton. Gene Ontology annotation, biological process: establishment of epithelial cell polarity. NCBI's taxonomy places the organism in Eukaryota, Metazoa, Chordata, Actinopteri, Syngnathiformes, Syngnathidae. The transcript has 25 exons. The record is from RefSeq and is a predicted model, not a curated record. The coding region runs from base 781 to 3966 and encodes 1061 amino acids.